AGCCGAGUCGGACAGAUAAUGAGCUAUAUGGAGGAUUGUUUCGCCAGUGCUCCGCAGGAGUUUCUUAUCUGCAUCACGGUUCACAAGGCGGUUCAAGUUGGCGUGACCUCCGGGGAGCUGUAUGUGAGGAUCAGUCUGGAUAAAAUGACCAAGAGUACGAAGUCGUUUCCUAAUACUGAGAAUCCAUUCUUUAACGAGUACUUUGUUUUCGAAUUCCAUUGCACCCUGACCGAACUUCUGCGUCUGACAAUCCUUUUUGAGCUGAAGAAGCACAUGACUUAUAAGAAAAAUGUGGUUGUGGGAGAACUGCUAGUGGAUCUGCACAGUGUGUGGAACCAGCCAAAUCAUGGUUACUUCAAGAAAUGGGGUCGUCUGGAAGCACCGAUUGGGGAAAACCAACCCUUGGAGGCUUCCGCUGAAUCUCAUGGCUACUUGCAACUCGAUUUGGCCAUCGUAUCUCAGCAUAGUAUGGUGACCACAGGUUUAAGAUCAGAGCAGGAUCCCCAAAAUAUGAACAAGUGGUCGGUGGAUCAGGAUUACGAUGACAUCGAGAGAAAUCUCCUUACCAACGUAAACACUUUUACCCAGAGCAACAUCCGCUACUUCAUCGCCUUCUAUCGAGGAUACUUCAUCAGGCAGGGCAAUUACAUGAUUCAAGUAUCGUUCGCCGGCUUCAAUGGCAAAACGCCGGUGGCCAAGAAUACUACGACGCCGGUGUGGAAUCACGAGAUCAACUUUGCCUGGAUGUUUCCCUCGGUGGCGCAGCGAUUCCUGAUCCUCAUUUUGGCCCACGAACAUCUGCAGUGGAAGUGCGUGGCUGAGUUUGAGUUGUCCCUCGAGGAGAUUGCUUUUAAAGGAACUCCAUCUCUUGGUCCCACCUACAUCCAUCUGUACGAUCCUGUAAAUCCAAUGACCUAUGUGGGUCGACUGCUGAUGGAACUUCGCUCGGAAACCAUAAAUGACGGUCAGCCCACCCACACAUUGUCCUCGAAGACAGUGCCUGGUUUGGAUGAGUCUCGUUUCUGGCACGAUGAUGUUUACCUGGUUGAGUUUCUUCCACUGAUGGGUCACCACAUCCUGACCACCUCGACCACAUACAAGAUCUCAGCGAGAUUAGCUGAGCACAGUUCAAAUAGUUUGGAGGGAAUGCUAAAGACUCCUUCGGGUCGGUUUCGAUCUGCAGUUCAAUCGAAGAGUUUUCGUCGGGAGGAACCAUAUAGAUCCUGUAUGUUUAGAAUUCGUUUGCCCGAUAAUCGUGCCAAGUACGAAAGUGAUUUCUUUAUGAUGGAUAUAGCCAACUAUAUGCGCUCCGAACUCGACAUCUUCAAAAUAUUCCAGCUGAAACAUCCCUUUCAGGACGAUGAGCAGGCCAAGUGCUUGAAAACCAUUGUGGGUAACAUGUUGAGCAGGAUAAAAGAGGGUUUAGAAGCCCACCGUUUCGAUCACAAGGUGCAACCACAACUCACCACUUGGGAUAUAAGCAGGCAGCUGUAUCUCCUCGAUUAUUUCGCCAAGUUGCCCCAAGAACUCAAUCAACUAAAGCAAAGGCUGCGCACCUGUUUCCUGGAGCACCUGGAUGCCUCAGUUGCCGAUGUGGUUAAUGAGCUGCAGCGUUUGGUAGCUGAAAUUGGAGCACUUUCUAGUAUGGCUCGCACGCAGGACGAGUGGCCAGAGUUGGUCCUUUACUUGAGCGCCAAUGGAAAGGAUUUGGGAGUUUGCCGACUGAAUACCAAGCUCUUUGUGCACUUGCAAAAUCAGGACGCGACUUUGCAGCAGGACACUCUCUGCUGGAGAUUGAGGAGCUUUUCCUUUAAGGCUUCAAGUUGCACUCACACCUGUCCAAAUUGCGGCUGCACUACAGCCAUAAUUUCCGGUUGUCUAGCCAUUGUGGUGGAACGGGAGCGAAAGGAGUUUUAUUCGACUGUUAGUGAAAAUUGGAACUGUAUCGAACCGAUGGUUUGGCAGCCAAGUCCCAAGCAGACACAUUUUCUCUGCCACGUUUAUGUUCACCAGGCUAAAGUUCGUCCUGGAGGAGAAAAAAAGAGCAUUUCUGAUUCACAUCUGAGGAUUUUAUUUGCUGGUCAAGCCUGUGAAACGUAUACAUCUCCUGGAACACUUUCUCCCAUUUGGAAUGCUGUGAUCACCUUUAAUUUCUUGUCGCUCCCAGGAGGUGUUAAUAUGUAUCUGAAGAAUCCCCCAAUUCUUACCUUGGAGUUUUAUAAUACGGAAAAGAGUCUGUCAAACGAUCUGGUGGGAAUGGGCAGCUUGGCAGUGAGUGUUAUUAGCGAAGAUCGGGCCACCGAUUCCAGUUGGGAGGAUGUUGGCGGUUGGUCCAAGAAUCCCAUCCAAAAGUUGCAGAGGCUGAAGCACCUCACUCCGCCUCCUCUUAAAUGGGUGCCUGUGUCCAGAAAAGGAUCCGUUCAAGCUGAGGUUCUAAUGUCCGCAGAGCUCAUAGAACUUUCAAUGGGUCUUAGUAGCCAGGAUGUCAACAAGGAGCCACUUCUGGCCACGGGAAUUCCAGUGGCAAUAAGGCCAAACAUGCAGAAUUUUAUCUUGGAAGUUUUCUUUGUGGGUCUGCGGAAUUACUCCAAAAGCAGCAUGAGUUCCGCUGGCAAGCGAAAAAUCAAGGUGAUGAUGGGUGACUUGGUUUUGACCAGUGGUCCUUCAACAGCUCGCAUUAGAAACAGCAUUAACUUUCUGGUGGCCUAUGCAUCAGGUGUGGUGAGCCUGCCCGACCAGCAGGAUUAUUGGCCAGCAAUCAUAGCCACGGAUGUGCUGCUCUCCGGUUUCAGUAGUGAAUCCACUUUGGGAGCUGCUCUCAUUCCAAAUUCCUCAAAUUUCCUGCAGCGUGACAAAACCAUUAAGUGUGCCCAAAAAGAGCAGGCUUCCCAAGAAGCUUCCACCUCGGUGAGUGUGGAUGAGGAUAGUGAGGAGGAGGACGAACUGGAGUGGGAGGAGGAGGAGGAGGUCAAGCCCACCAGGAUCAACAGCUGGUGGACGCGAUUUAUGUUUGCUUUGGGCCUACGACCUGCUGCUUAUGCAAAUCGUAAGGCUCUGAGAUUUGAUGGGGAUCUGGAUGAUGGCGAACUUAUCGAGGAAAGGGAAUUUACCUGGUGGACAAAGUUCUACAACUCAAUGUUUUGGACUGCGGCGGAAAUUAGUCAUGAACACAAACACCGAUUGGUGAUCUAUCAUGAGGAAUUGGAGAAGCAGGCUCAAUUUGGUUACCUUCAGGAUUGGGCAGUGCCUGUGCAAUUGGUUCAUGGAGUGAAGUUCAGGAAGCAGGCUCCUCCAAAAGAGGAUGUCUAUGCCACUCUGAAGUUGCAACUCAAGUUGACGCCUUGCCAGUGCUCGGAGCUCGAGGAUCCUGGCGGAGGUGGCGAUAUGGUUCGUCCUUGGACAAAUCCGAUCCAUCCCCGAAGUCAAUCCACCCUUCAAGCUUUAAGCGAGAGCAUAAAACUAGUAGUUCGUGUCUAUAUAGUGCAGGGUGUUCAGAUGCGACCCCGCGAUGUAAAAGGCGACUCGGAUUGCUAUGUGAAACUAUUUCUGGGUGGUAAAACCGUAUCCGACAGAGCCCACUUUUCCCCCAAUCACAGCAAUCCGGUUUUCGGUCGCUUGUUUGAAUUGGAAGCCACGCUACCAGGAGAUCACAUGCUGCAGAUAAUGGUUUACGAUCACGAUAAGAUCAAGGAUGAGGUGAUUGGGCAGACGAACAUUGAUCUGGAGGAUCGGUGGAGAUCCAGACAUCGAGCUUCGGUGGGUUUGGCUAAUGAAUACACUCGAAGUGGCUAUAACCACUGGCACGACCUGAAGUUGCCCUCGGAAAUCCUUAUAGAUCUUUGCCAAAAGAGAGGUAUCCAGCCUCCUUAUUAUUAUGGCAAUGUUAUCGAGGUGGAUGGAAUGCUGUUUGGUGAUGAGACGGUUAUAUCGAAGGAUGAGGAACUGCAGGAGCGACUCAGUUUGGCUGUUCUUAAAAAUCUGGAAAAACUUCCCUCGUUUGGCUACAAAUUGGUUCCCGAGCAUGUGGAAACUCGCUCUCUGUGCCGAGAUGAUUUUCCCAACGUCGAACAGGGUAAACUCCAGCUGUGGAUCGAGUUGUUCGAGGCGAACAUUUAUGUGCCCAAUCCCAUUGACAUUACGCCUGUUCCGCCUGCGGAUUUCGAGGUGCGUGUUGUGGUCAAGAAUCUGAGUGGAAUCCAGAUGGGCGACAAAAACAUUUUCGGCAAACUAAUGAGCGACAUCUACGUGAUAGGAUGGUGCGAGGACGAGGACAAGCGCCAAACGACCGAUAUCCAUUACCGCUCAUUUGCCGGCGAUGCGGCAUUUAAUUGGCGCAUGGUCUUCGGCCUGAAGUAUUCCCCCAACGAGGACCUGAUGGUUAUACGCCGCAAAGCUGGUUUGCUGGAGGAGAUUGAGUUCAAGAAGCCCCCGAUUAUCUAUUUCCAGGUCUGGGACAAGGAUGUGCUGUCCAAGGAUGAAUACCUGGCUGCCCUCGAGCUGAACCUCUCCAAUAUGUACGCUCCCUAUCCGAACGCCCAUAUCUGUAAGCCCUAUCCCAAGAAGAGGAAGCGAAUUAACCUUUUCAAGCGCAAGGUCAUCAACGGCUGGUUUCCCCUGCAAAGCAACUUGCAUCCUUCGCAGCGUUCCCAGGCCAAAGUUAGCGAUGGAAAAAUGCAACUGAGUAUCGAGAUCUGCACGGAUGUGGAGGCCGCCAGUCGACCAGCAGGACGAGGACAGGACCCACCAAUGGCCUUGGAUCCACCUUACAGACCGGACACCUCCUUUAACCCACUGACGCAUCCCUGCAAGUCCUUGCGACUCAUCCUUUGGCCCGUCAUUCGGAAAUAUGUCCUGUGGACUGUACUCAUAUUAUGCGUAAUCCUGGGACUGGUGCUCUUCUUUUCUAAUCUCCCCAACAAACUGAUGACCAUUCCACUGGAGUGAAGGUUUAGUUCAUGUUUUGUUUAUUGGUUUUUAUUUUAUUGUUUGUUAAAUUGCGUUCCACUUUGCGUUCUUAAAGUUUUCCAAUAAAUUAACUUGUUGUUUA
Drosophila ficusphila is the source of this 5047-nucleotide messenger RNA. RefSeq names its product myoferlin (gene mfr). NCBI's taxonomy places the organism in Eukaryota, Metazoa, Arthropoda, Insecta, Diptera, Drosophilidae. Gene Ontology annotation, biological process: plasma membrane organization. The record is from RefSeq and is a predicted model, not a curated record.